ACAGUCGGACACUGUGAUCGAGACAUUACGACGCAUGCGCGGACCGUAUCCUCUGCAAAACAUCACAGUCUAUUUACUAAGAGAUGCACAAGUGUCGUAAUUAUAUCGACAAAACUCACGUAGACAGCUCAUUCAUAAUUGAGCACGUUUCACCUGUCAGUUAAGACGUAAUUUAACAGCGUACCUGUUAGCCAAAUCCAGCAAUGUUUACGUCUCAGACCUCUUCCUUCCAAGAUUCAAUUGAUGUAGAGGAGCGAGAUGACUUUGACAGCGAUGACAUUGCAGGCUAUAACCAGAAGACACAGCUGAACUGUUACUAUGCCAUCUAUCUAUAUCAAGGCACCAGAUCUGAGACAUCUGAGGAAAGUGUUGCAUGGAACAAGAGAAGAGCAGACUCCACCACCAGUCAGGACGACUUUAGCUUGAGCCUGGUGGACAGCAGCCUGCCGCCGGAGGCGGAGCCUGAGCUCCGCUGCUACAUCUCCAGGAGGCUGAGCAAGGGGGCCCUGCUGGAGGGCAUGGGCAACAUAGCCACUGUGGAUAUCAGCGUCCCAGAGCAGAACGUGGGCUGCUAUUGCUGUCUCCUGGAGCAGGAGCACUCCCCAGAUCAGCCUGACGCCGAAGGCAAUGGCUAUGUCAUCUGCUUCAUGGGGGGCUCGGAGAAGGGGCUCAAUCUAUUUAGACAAGAGCUGGAUAAGUAUGUCCAAGGCCUACAAAGCUGCCUACAAACCCCUGAGCUCACUAACCUGGAGACAGAGAUCCGUCCGUAUCUCAGUAAGUGGUACGAAGAGUCGGUGCUGCACAUCCAUCGUGUGGUCCAGCUGGUCCAGAGCAGUAUCAGCUUCCUGCUUCACGCUGCUUUGAGUCACACCCAUGUUGAGGUCAAAUCAGAUGAAAGGACGAAGAAGGACAUCGCCAGGUUCAUUAAGGCGGCCAGCUUGCAGGGGCUCUCCCAGCAAGAGGCCACAACGUCCCUGUGUAAGGCCAUGUCUGAGGAGCCCCCGGCCGACCUGGUCAUCGACUGCUCCACCACCCCCCCCACACUAUCCAACACGGUUAGUAACCGCUUCUGUGAUGACUGGAUCCAGGCAUUCCUUAACGCUGCGGAGAGUUGUAAUCCCUUCCUUCUCAGACAGAUACUUGAGAACUUCAAACUCAAGGCCAUUCAAGACAUGAACAGCCUGAAGCGCUUCAUCCGGCAAGCAGAGAUGAGCCAUUAUGCCCUUUUCCGUUGCUGCCAGUUCCUCCAGGGCUGCGGCAACGGUGACGUGCUGCUGCAGAACGCCAAGGCGGAACACAGCGACCUGCCUGAAGCCUGCAGGAUCAUCGCUGUCCUGGAGGAGUUCCUCAUGGAACCGUCCCAGGCCCACACCUAGUUUCCUCCCAGUGCUGGUGGAGACAGCUGCUGGUGACAGCUGCAGACAAAAUGGGCAGUGUACGAUGAUACAUUUUGAAUAUGAAGAUAGAGUCCACUCUGUUGGCAAAGCCAUCAUCUUUUACAUUUUACACUAAUAAGCUAACAUGUAUGUUAAUUUUUUGUAAGGAUUUGAGUAUUAUAUGGAUGAAAAACUAUAUUGUUCUGGUGAAAUGAGCACUCUGUCAUUAUAUACUUCAUAUUAUGACCAAAAUUGUACAUAUGUUAUGUAUGUAUGUAUGGUAAAUAUUAGAGUUCCUUCCUGGAUCUUGCACAAUCCCAAUUCCCCUCCCUCCUCAAUGCUAAUGUUUUGAUGUUGACAGAAUUUUGUUAAUUUUUUUCAGUUUUUAUUCAUUACUUACACUACAAACCAAAAAGCUGUUAUUCUUUAACUAUUAGGUUGCUAAACUGACCAAGCUUUAAGUUAUCGCAAUGAUUAAUUAAAUCUAAACACAAGAAAAUAAAUUGUAAAAUGUUAUGCAUUUUAGUUUUUUUGUUAUUUAAUUGGGAAUGCACAAUUAUGUUUUUGCUCAUUUGUUAUGCAUUUUAGUUAUUUUUUUUGUUUAAUUGGGAAUGCACAAUUACAUCACUACAGAUAUGUGGACUAUAUGUGUAAACAUUUUUUCCUAAUUCUAAUGGCAAUAUUGUGUAAGUGAAGUGUCUAGAAAGUAUUCUAAGUUUCACCAUUCCAGUAGCUCUCUGUUGUGACAUGAGAAACAUUUUGCAUAGCGUCUGUGCUAGGAUAUAUUUAAUAACAUGGGUGAGGAUCUGUUAACUGUGUUAUAAUUGUAAUUAUGUUUAAACCACAAGAUGACAAGAUGACCAUUGCCACGAUCCCCCAAUAGCCAUCUUGGUUCUUAUUAUUGGGAACUGCAUUCAGGUCCCCGAACGCAGCUGCUGUUUGGAACCAAGUUGGCCACUAGCAGGAUUAAGGCCCAUGAUGUCUAGGGUCAUCUGUUUCAAGUAUCCAACGCUGUAGAGGGACAGUACAAGAUUUCCUACCAAGCCUUGUUCAAGACUUGGUGGCAGCAAUUUUGCCCUUUUAACCAGUCGUAAUGGUGUGUAGUCUAUUUCAGAUCUGUGACAUGUGAGCUAAGUAUAAUAUGUGUGUUAGUAUGUGCUUGUGCGAAUCAUAUUUCACAUAUGGACACACAAAGUAUGUGAUAUUCCCCUUCUCUAUAUGAUGUGCAAGUGGUAAUUGUUGGUCUUAUGCAUUGUGGUUGAAUAAAUAAAGAACUUAUUACAGCCA
Molecule: messenger RNA, 2663 nt
Organism: Gadus morhua (Atlantic cod)
Lineage: Eukaryota; Metazoa; Chordata; Actinopteri; Gadiformes; Gadidae
Gene: c2h17orf75
Product: chromosome 2 C17orf75 homolog
Exons: 10
Coding region: 204-1376 (390 amino acids)
Cellular component (GO): trans-Golgi network
Source: RefSeq, a predicted model, not a curated record